AAAAGAGAGCAUUAGAAUUUAGAAACAAAAGAAUACAAAACAAAUAAAUACCUUAGAUGGAGACACCAACCAACCAUAGGGACCAAAUAAAAAAAAGUGCAACGUCACUGAAAAUACAGACACCACAAAAGCAUUAAGAUAAAGAGACCAAUCACAGGAGAUAACGCUGAGAUAAGGCUUCUUACAUCCACCAUCACAUAUUUACGUUACAAAACUACAUGUUAUAACAUUUCGUCAGUCACUAAGCAGAAACAAUUCAAAAUGGCUACCACCACUGCAGCUGCAGCCUCUGGUAUCUUUGGGAUCCGGAUCCAAGAUCCAAGUUCCGGAGCCGGUAGAGUCCAAGCCAAGUUCAAUUUCAGCUUCGGGAAAAAGAAACCAGCUCCACCGCCGAAGAAAACGAAGCAGGUCCAAAACGACGGAGACCGGCUUGUUUGGUUCCCCGGCGCAAACCCGCCGGAAUGGCUAGACGGUUCGAUGAUUGGAGACCGUGGAUUCGACCCCUUCGGUUUAGGUAAACCGGCUGAGUAUCUUCAGUACGAUUUCGACGGGCUUGACCAGAACCUCGCGAAGAACGUGGCGGGUGAGCUCCUUGGGGUCAGGCAGGACUCGAAGGAGAUCAACCCGACACCGUUUCAGCCAUACACUGAAGUGUUCGGGAUCGAACGUUUCAGAGAAUGCGAGCUGAUCCACGGAAGGUGGGCCAUGCUUGGUGUUCUUGGGGCUCUUGCCGUCGAAGGUCUCACCGGGAUCGCCUGGCAAGACGCCGGAAAGGUGGAACUGGUGGAAGGUUCAUCGUAUUUGGGACAGCCAUUGCCAUUUUCCUUGACGACAUUGAUAUGGAUCGAGGUGUUAGUGGUUGGUUACAUCGAGUUCCAGCGUAACGCUGAGCUGGAUCCGGAGAAACGUAUCUACCCGGGUGGGUAUUUUGACCCGUUGGGACUCGCUGCUGACCCAGAGAAGUUGGAUACCUUGAAGCUGGCUGAGAUCAAACACUCUCGUCUCGCCAUGAUCGCAUUCCUCAUCUUUGGACUUCAGGCGGCCUUUACCGGCAAAGGCCCCAUCAGCUUCCUUGCUACUUUUAGCAGUUAAAAAUGAGCCUUUCUAUCUUUAUUUUCUAUGUAUGUUUUCUAAAAUCAUCUAAAACUAAAAAUUUAUGUUUAUCAUAAAGAGGCUGUGAUGUACUCUAUCGACCGUGUUAAAUCUGAACGAGUUUGUUUAUUGUU
This is a messenger RNA of Brassica napus (rape), 1226 nucleotides long. Its product is annotated as chlorophyll a-b binding protein CP29.3, chloroplastic. NCBI's taxonomy places the organism in Eukaryota, Viridiplantae, Streptophyta, Magnoliopsida, Brassicales, Brassicaceae. The record is from RefSeq and is a predicted model, not a curated record. Bases 262 to 1092 code for a protein of 276 amino acids. The transcript is spliced from 2 exons. Gene Ontology annotation, biological process: photosynthesis, light harvesting in photosystem I; response to light stimulus. Gene Ontology annotation, cellular component: chloroplast envelope; chloroplast thylakoid membrane; plastoglobule.